Eublepharis macularius is the source of this 481-nucleotide messenger RNA. Its product is annotated as zinc finger imprinted 2-like. Gene Ontology annotation, biological process: regulation of DNA-templated transcription. NCBI's taxonomy places the organism in Eukaryota, Metazoa, Chordata, Lepidosauria, Squamata, Eublepharidae. The transcript has 4 exons. The record is from RefSeq and is a predicted model, not a curated record. Bases 44 to 481 code for a protein of 145 amino acids.
GAGCCUGCUGAGCCCAGCACAGAGAGCCCUGUACAAGGAGGUCAUGCUGGAGAAUUUUGGGAACGUGGCCUCUCUGGGACCUGAGAUUGCCAAACCUGACCUCAUUUCCAGGCUGGAAGGAGAAGAAGAGCCGUUUCUCCUGAACCCUGAUGCAGAAGAGGGAAUGGCAGGCUCACCGAGGGUCUCUAUUCAAACCCCCUCCCCAGCGCAGUCGUUUGAACCGGAGCCCGAAAGAGCUUCGGAACACAGUCCAGGAAGGGGAAUAUCUGAGGAAGAUUUUGUGGGUUUCCCAGCUGAAAGAACAGGGGAUGAAGCCACCGAUGGAGGAAAGCUGUACCAGCCGGAAGGCGCCUCUUCACAGGAAGCAUCUGAAGAAGAAAGCAGCAGCCCCAGUGAGGGAGAUCCUGGAGUUCCCCAUAACCCAGUAGGGGGCUCCAAGGACACGGGACUGGGUGAGCCAAAACCACUUAAGCCAGCCUGA